Molecule: messenger RNA, 459 nt
Organism: Pichia membranifaciens NRRL Y-2026
Lineage: Eukaryota; Fungi; Ascomycota; Pichiomycetes; Pichiales; Pichiaceae
Exons: 1
Coding region: 1-459 (152 amino acids)
Source: RefSeq, a predicted model, not a curated record
AUGACUAUCGGCCAAGUCGCUGCUUGGCAGAUUUUACCUGAUGAUGGUAGUACGAAGGUGGCAGGAUACAACACGGCGUUGUGUAUACUUGCAGGUGGUUUUGAUAACAGUACGAUAAUUGCUCAAGGCGAUAAUGGUGGUAUGGUUAUAGUUAACCCGCAAGGCGUUUCAAACCAGACCAUCGCAAAUCGGGUGAUUAUGCUUUGUAGGGAGAGAUUCGGUAACAACAUAACAUUGUCCAGUUACAGGUACAGCAACUAUGAAGACUAUUACACUCCGAUAGCUAACAUUGUUGAAGCACUUGACAAUAUUGAUUUAUUGCCGGAAUUUUCGAGAGAUACAUAUGAUCCAGCGCAGUACAAUUACUUGGCUACGGGCAAUAACUAUCAACGCACUCAAGCCAACGGUUUUGGACGAGCUGGUCCUUGGAAUGGUCUAGCGGCUUGCCACACUCUCUGA